UGUCUCCAACGCCAAAACCCGCGGGUCACUCGGAAAUGCUCCGCGUUGCCCUUGAAAACAGGGGGGAAAAAACCCAAACUCGAUGCUUUAUGCAGGAGGAUUUUAUUUUGAUCGGUUUUUUUCCCUUAAUUUUGGUUAUAUUUGGGUCUGCUCUUUGAUAAGAUUUGGUUUUGAAUCAUUAAAAUCCUCUGGCCCAGCAGCUGAGCCCUUUGGAGGCCAAAGCAGGGAGGAAACGACAAUUUGGCCUCAUUCCUUUGCCGUUAUCCAUGAGCAGACAGGUCGGCACUGAGAGGGACGAGGAGCAAUCCCCCCAAAUUACAAUUUCUCAUUAACUCAAAGCAGCUGGAUCUGGGCUUGGCGGCUCCAUAGCCCCCAAAUUGCCUAAAUUAGAAAACAACCAAAAAUCAAAACCGAAAGGCCGGAAAAGGCCGUGGCGGGGGUUGGUUUGGGGGAUGCAGAGCCCCGGGUGGGUCUGCAGGGAUGGGGAUCCCAUUUCCCCCUGUGCUGGGAAGGAAGAUCCAUCCCAAAGGAGGCAUUUCCCCCUCCUGCCCCUCCGAGGGAGCCAGCGGUCCCCACCUGCAGAAACCCCGAAUCUCUGCAGCUGUCACUGGGCCGGCACCAGGGCAAACCCAGCAUUUUUAGGUUGUCCCCUCAGCAGAUGGGGGACCCCAAGGGACCCCAAGGGACCCCUCCCCAUCCGCUAAUUCCCCGCUCACUUCUCCUUUCCUGGCUCAGCCCAUGCGGGUCCCAAGAGCACCCGGAGCCAUUUGGAGCUGCCGAAGCUCUGUGUGGCCCCAUGUAGGGACAAACAACGCCCCGGGAUACAGAGGUGGCCCCUAAAAUGUGUGGCAGGGAUUUUCCUCCUUGAUCCCGUUCCAUCAUCCACCCCAGCGAUGCAGCAGCAGCGAAGGGAAGGGGGAACCCCCAGAUUUCUUGCUCUGGUCCCAGAGGAGGGUGAGGGAGUUCUUCAGCAAAAGAAGCAGAGUGGUAUUUUUUACUCCUUUCCAAGUGUUUUCCUGGGAGCUGCAGCUCCAGGCAAGUGUUGCCUCAGGGGCACAGAGCUCCCCAUGAACUAUCUGGGGUGCAGGGGGCUGGAUCUGGCUCAGAGCCGGGGUGGUUUGGGAGUCACUGGUGGGCUCUGUGGCUCUGUUCUGGGCUCUGAGCCGGGGGGGAAGGGAGUGGGAGGAGAGGGAUGAGGAGAGAGGAGCAAAACUGCAAAAAUCCCCUGUGCCCACCUCCUCUGCCCCCCCGGAGCCCCCGCUGCUCCAGCCAGGCUUUCCCCAGCCUCCAGAAGCUUUCCCUGCCCGCAGCUCCCGCAGCGAGCACGGAUUUUGCUCUCCUCAGGGCUGGAUUUGCCCUGCUGCGUGUCCAUGCUGAGCCCUUCCUGCUGGGGCAGUACCUCGCCAUCCCCCGGGAUGAGGGAUGGGAUGCGAUGCCAGGGCUGUGGCACGGGCAGUUCUGGCUUUCCUUGGAGCUGUUAACAGCCGCUGGUGCUGUGCCUCUCCCCCGGCAGGUGAGAAGGGCUGCAAAGGCUUCCAGGCGAUUCCCGCAGCCUGCAGGGUGCCCCCGAAAGCCCCGGAGGAUUUGGGGUGCCCACUGGCAGCACCCCUGGGCAGCCUCCGGGACCACGGGAUCCCCGAGCUCCCCGAGCCCCUGGGCAAGAGCAAGAGCAAGAAGCGGAGGAACAGGACCACCUUCAGCACGUUCCAGCUGGAGGAGCUGGAGAAGGUUUUCCAGAAGACGCAUUACCCCGAUGUGUACGCCCGGGAGCAGCUGGCGCUGCGCACCGACCUGACCGAAGCCAGGGUGCAGGUUUGGUUCCAGAACCGCCGGGCCAAGUGGAGGAAACGGGAACGCUACGGGAAAAUCCAGGAGGUGAGAGACGGCUGCAGCCCCUGCCCCACUGCCAGGGGAGGGGUCCCGUCCCACCGCACCUGCGGGUGCCCCACAUCACCCAUUCCUGCCCCCCACCCUUGCGAAAAGGGAUAGAAAGGAGGGAGGAUCACAUUUUACCACACGCAGGAAGAAUCUGCUUUGUGUCCCACUCCACUUCCCACGGGAACACGCCCUCAGGGACAGGUUUUGGGGUGUUCCUCCUGAAGGCCCCCUUUAGCUCUCUCUCAUCCAGCUGUGCUUGUUCUCCCCCCCAAGAACGAAAAGCAUAAAAAUAAUUUAAAAUUCAGCUUCACGCCCAUCCCUGAAGCCAAACUCUCCCGGGGGGGAUAUUUCAACCAGGAAUCAACCCCUCCCAAGGGCAGAAAACGGAGCAAAGGCAUCGCUCCCUUUGCACCCUGUGGGUGGGGGGGAUCGGAAGGGAGGAUGAGGAGGAGCUGAGGAAGGACGAGCGGGAUCCAGCAGCGCUGAGAGGGAUCAUAGGUGGGAAAAGAGGAAUCCUGAAGUGGGGGAGCGGGAUCUAAGGCAGAAUGGGAGGAAACUAAGCGUGGUGUGAUAUCCUCACCCUCACUUUGCGCUUUUUUUUGGUUUUUGUUAUUUCAGCUGCAGAACAACCUGUGGCCGAGCCC
Molecule: messenger RNA, 2522 nt
Organism: Poecile atricapillus (Black-capped chickadee)
Lineage: Eukaryota; Metazoa; Chordata; Aves; Passeriformes; Paridae
Gene: ALX3
Product: ALX homeobox 3
Exons: 2
Coding region: 1423-1989 (188 amino acids)
Biological process (GO): regulation of transcription by RNA polymerase II
Molecular function (GO): DNA-binding transcription factor activity, RNA polymerase II-specific; RNA polymerase II transcription regulatory region sequence-specific DNA binding
Source: RefSeq, a predicted model, not a curated record